Messenger RNA from Staurois parvus, 274 nucleotides. The record is from the annotation of a GenBank genome assembly. NCBI's taxonomy places the organism in Eukaryota, Metazoa, Chordata, Amphibia, Anura, Ranidae.
GUCAUCAGGCAUCGGGUCAUCUGGCUCGACAGUGGGCACCGGGUCAUCAGGCAUUGGAUCGUCUGGCUCGACAGCGGGCACCGAGUCAUCUGGCAUAAUAGGACCAUCAGGCUGGGUAGACACAUCAAGCUGGGUAGGGUACACUGGGUCAUCGGGCAUCAGGGUAUCAGGCUGAACCACGGAAGGCGGGUUCUCAGACGGCAGGCUGACUGGUUUGGAUACUGGCAGGAUGGUAUUGUUACUGGAGCGCAGGAAGUAUGCGCAGGUUUGUAAG